Messenger RNA from Melopsittacus undulatus (budgerigar), 3906 nucleotides. Its product is annotated as protein Niban 2. The coding region runs from base 92 to 2806 and encodes 904 amino acids. The transcript has 14 exons. NCBI's taxonomy places the organism in Eukaryota, Metazoa, Chordata, Aves, Psittaciformes, Psittaculidae. The record is from RefSeq and is a predicted model, not a curated record.
UGUGGGGCGCCGCGCUGCCUGGACCGCCCUGGGCGCUGCCUUCCUCCUCCUCCUCCUCCUCCUCGCCCGCCCCGGCCCGGCUCCGCUCGCCAUGGGAGAUGUGGUCUCCACGCACCUGGACGAGGGUCGCCGCCAGCACAUCGCCGAGAGGACGGGGAAGGUGCUGGGCGAGUUCUGCCGGUGCUAUAAGGAGCAGUUCGGGGUCGCGCUCUUCAACAGUGUCCGCUAUGAGAUCGAAGGCAAUGGGGGGCCCCAGGCUCAGCUGCUGCACCGCAAGGUGCCCCUCGAGGACCACGUCAUUUACUCGGGCAACCUCUUCCACUACAUCGAGGAGAACAAGAAGUGGAGGAACCGCUUCUGCGUGGUCCCACACAACUACGGCUUGGUCCUCUAUGAGAACAAACUGGCCUACGAGCGGGACCUGCCGCCCCGGCUGCUGAUCAACAGCGCUGGCUACAAGAUCCUCACCUCAGUGGACCAGUACCUGGAGCUGGUGAACAGCAGCCUGCCCGGUGUGACACCCAAACUGGGGCAGACCCCCAUCUUUAAGUGCCCCACGGAUUUCCCCCUCAUCCUCUGGCACCCCUAUGCCCGGCACUAUUACUUCUGUGUGAUGACAGGCAAGGAGCAGGAGAAGUGGAGAGCAGUGUUCCAGGACUGUGUACGGCACUGCAACAAUGGCAUCUCCGAGGACUCCAAAGUGGAGGCUCCAGCCUUCACGGAUGCAAUCCGCAUGUACCGCCAGUCGAAGGAGCAGUAUGGCACAUGGGACAUGCUGUGUGGCAACGAGACCCAGGUCCUGAGCAACCUGGUGAUGGAGGAGCUGCUUCCCGAGCUCAGGAAUGCCAUCGGGCCCCGUCUGAAGGGCAAAGCACAGGAGCGCCAGCGGACAUGGAUCCAGAUCUCAGAUGCUGUCUAUAGGAUGGUCUAUGAGCAGACCAAUGCCCAGUACGAUGCAGCGAUGGCCAAGUGCGAGCAGGAGCGGCCCCAGAUGGAGAGCAUUAUCCGCACAGACAUGGACCAGAUCAUCACCUCCAAGGAGCACUUGGCCAGCAAGAUCCGAGCGUUUGUCCUCCCCAAAGCGGAGGUGUGCGUCCGUAACCAUGUCCAGCCCUACAUCUCCUCCAUCCUGGAGGCCCUGAUGACCCCCACGAGCCAGGGCUUUGCCGAGGUGCGGGAGGUGUUCUUCAAGGAGGUGACAGACAUGAACAUGAACAUCGUCAAUGAAGGUGGCCUGGAGAAGCUGGUGGAGUACAUGGAGAAGCUUUCCCACCUGGCCUUCCAUCCGGUCAAGAUGCAGUCGUGCUAUGAGAAGAUGGAGCAGCUGAAACUGGAGGGUCUUCAGCAGCGCUUCGAUGUCACCAGCACGUCCGUCUUCAAGCAGAGGGCCCAGAUCCACAUGAGACAGCAAAUGGAUGAUGCUGUGCACACGUUCGAGACGCUGCUCCACCAGGAGCUGGGGAAGCUGCAGGGCAAGGAGGACCUCUGCAAGUCCAUCCAGCGCAUCCUGGAGAGGGUGCUCAAGAAAUACGACUACGACAGCAGCACUGUGCGGAAGAAGUUCUUCAGGGAGGCCCUGCUGCAGAUCACCAUCCCCUUCCUGCUCAAAAAGCUGGCGCCGACCUGCAAGGCGGAAUUAGCCAAGUUUCAGGAGCUGAUCUUCGAGGACUUCGCCAGCUUCAUCCUGGUGGAGAACACUUACGAGGAGGUUGUGCUGCAGUCGGUGAUGAAAGACAUCAUGCAAGCUGUGAAGGAGGCGGCCGUUCAGCGCAAGCACAACCUGUAUCGCGAUAGCGUCGUGAUGCACAACAGCGACCCCAACCUGCACCUGCUGGGCGAGAGCAUCCCCAUCGAGUGGGGGGACGAGCCGGGCGCGCAGCCCGAGCCCGAGCCGCACGGGGACCGGCGCCGCAGGGCCAAGCAAGUGGUGUCGGUGAUCCAGGAUGACGACGGGGUCCUGCCCUACGCGGUGGAGGAGCCCGGGUCCCCGCAGGCAGCGGAGCUGGAGGAGCCGCAGCCCGAUGGGGUGCAGGAGAUCCGGAAGGCGCUGGCCAAGGAGAGCUGCGGGGGUGCUGGGGAGGUGGAGGAGCGGCUGAGGAACGGGACUGAUGCCAAGCGGGAGAGUGGUGCCACCGAGGAGGUGGUGGUGGCAGCGUCUGUCCCAGGUGAUGUCCCUUCCCAAGGUACAGCCAGGGAUGGGGACAGGGUGCACCGUGACACAGCAGCAUCACCUGUAGCUGAAGCUGUGUCAGGGGCUGGGGAUGCUGCAGCGGUGUCAGCGGUGCCUGGAGCCGAGGUUCCAUCUGGGGCUGAGGUGCAACCGGCUGCAUCAACAUCAUCUGUGCCUGGAGCUGAUAGCCCAUCAGGAGCCAGUGUGCAAUUGGCUGCAUCAACAUCACCUGUGCCUGGAGCUGAUAACCCAUCAGGAGCCAGUGUGCAACCAGCUGCACCAGCAUCACCUGUGCCUGGAGCUGAUAGCCCAUCAGGAGCCAGUGUGCAAUUGGCUGCACCAGCAUCACCUGUGCCUGGAGCUGAUAACCCAUCAGGAGCCAGUGUGCAGCACACCAUGCCAGCAUCACCCAAACCCAGAGCCGAUGUCCCACCAGAGGCCAAGCUGCCCCAUGGCACACCAGCAACACUUGGCACACAAGCAUCACCUGUACCAGAAGCCAAGACCCCGUCACCGUCCACCGGCUCAGUUUGCCAUCAGCCCAGUGACAAGGAGACAGGCGAGGAGGUGGCUGUUACCCCCCCACAGCCCCCAGGCACGACAGAGAGCAGUGAGGGGGUGCAGACGGAGUUCUAGCCUGCCCCCCCACCAUGGACUGGCCCUGGUGACACUGGGGGUUGGGAUAGAGGGAACAGGACCCCUGUGCUGCCAGGGAUGGAGAGCAGUGCUGUGGGAAAGGGAGGGGAUGGGAAACACCAAGACCUUAUUGCCUACGGGGGGGGAGACCCCGCUGCUGUGCGGGGCUGGCUACAGCCAAGUGGUCCUAUUGGGUCAGACUGGGGAGGCCCCAGCCCGGGGUCCCCCCUGCACUCUGCUCUGUCCUUCUUCUGCCUUAGUUUCUUCUUUUCUAAUGAGGAGAUGCUUUAUCUGUCCCUCGAGCACUGCCUGGGGGGGCUGGCACUAGCCCUGCUGUGGAUGGGUGCAUGGGAUGCUCCCGACUGCCCCAGGGAUCGGCCACUGGUCCCAGUUGAGGGUUUCCUGGGAAUGCCCACCAGGAUGCCCUAGGGAUGCCAGUGGGAUGAUGGAAAAUGUGAUGACAGGGAUCCAGCAGCGCUGGGUGGCUUGCACUGCUCCUAAUGGAGUGAGAGCUGGGGCAGGUGUGGGGUAACAGCACCCAGGCUGGGGUAACUGCAUCCAAACUGGGGUAACAGCACCCAGCACCCAUCCCUGGCUGCCCUCACUCACCCCAGGCCCUUCUAGCAGCUAAGUUCAGAUUAAAAGCUCAGCAGUGAAGGUGAUGCUCACCCCAUGUCUCCAAUGGGACUGGGCUGCCUGGAUCUGGGCAGAGGAGGGAACCCAGCUCUUGCUUCCCAGUCCUGUGCACAGAUGACGGCUCCAGCUCUAGGGCCCUGGCCAGCGCAGUGCUGGUGGGGCAGAGAUGGCAUCCGCUGUGGGGUCGGGGACAAGCACAGCCCCAUGCAGAGGUGCUGGUGGGGCUGGCACGACUCGUGUGUGUGUGCAUGGAGCAGGGACCAGCACCCCGACACCCGCCUGUAUUUUAGGUGCUGCUGUUUCUGCCUCUGAAGGGGGGUGCCCAGCCUGAACCCCCCCAAAAGUGCCUUGCUUGGGGAACUUAAAACCUGUCUCUUCCAGGAUAUUUUAUUAAUAAAGUUAUACAAAUGUUUAAAAAUAUGCUUAUAAUAAUUAAUAAAAUGGAAAAGCUUUAUUUAAAGCCA